GCCCUGGAAGAGGGGCAGACGGUCGGCUCAGGCUGAGCCCAUGACAGUCCACUGCCCAGACCUGUGAAUGGCCAUCUUGGGCAGGCUCAGGAUCAAGGCUUCCAGGAUAUCCUCUGAGUGAGCCCAUUGCCCUGUGCAACACCCUCCACCCCAGUCCCCCAAUGUCCAGAGUCAAAACCCCACAGAGAGAGACUUUCACUGGGACUCCCUUUCACCACCUGAUGAAAACAACAACCACCUCAAAGUGUUCCUGCCCCACAAACUCAUCGACAGUUUACCCAAGUGUGCGGCCCUGCCCAAGGAGAGACAGCGGUGGAACACCAAUGAGGCCGCUGAAUGGCUCGAUCAUCCUCUACAACAGGAAGAAGGUGAAGUAUCGGAAAGAUGGGUACUGCUGGAAAAAGAGGAAAGACGGCAAAACAACGAGAGAAGAUCACAUGAAGCUGAAGGUGCAGGGGAUGGAGUGUCUGUAUGGCUGUUACGUGCAUUCUUCCAUCAUUCCAACAUUCCACCGCAGGUGUUACUGGCUUCUCCAGAACCCCGACAUUGUACUGGUUCACUACCUGAAUGUGCCAGUCACUGAGGACUGUGGCAAGAUCUGUGGGCCCAUGCUCAGCCCCAGCAGCAGCGACCGGAAGGAGUGGCUCAAGUGGUCUAAAGAAGAGCUCAUCUGUCAGCUCAAGCCCAUGUUCCACUGCAUCAAGUGGACAUGUAGCAAUGGCAAUGGGUCCGUGGAGUUCUCAGUCGAACAGCUGGUCCAUCAGGUUCUGGAGAGUCAACCCCCGCCCCGCACUCACAUGUGCCUCUUCAACAGUGGCCUCGGGAGCCGAGGAAACAUACCUCACAAGUGUAACAGCACCAAGCACCGGAUCAUCUCGCCCAAGGUGGACCUUGGUCUGGCUCCCUGCUCUGCCUUAACGGAAGUGCAAAACCUCUCGGCGGCCGACAGCAGCGGCAAUGUGGUCAAUCAGGACAAGAAGUUGGUGAAACUGCCCAAGUCUGUGCCUCGGGUGAAGGGGGGCAGAGAGGCCUCGCCCUCGGGCACGCUAGACAAUGUGGAUCCCAGCAGCCGCACCCCGGGAGCGCGGAGUAACGGCAGUUAUGGCAACCGAGAGCUCACCACCAUUGCCUGUGUCACCAAUGUGCCAAAUCUCAGCAUUGCCACAGUGACGUGCAGCAUUCCCCGCAAUGCCCUCAUCCUGAUGACGGGCGUCGGUGACAAGCCAGUGUCUUUGGCCCUCGGCAGUCAGCAGCUGGCGGUCAGCAGCCAGGCCGCUGGUCUGGGCAGCCGAGACCUGACCUUGGCCCUGGCGUCUAGCACUGGGAGUGGACUGGUGCUGUCCGAGACCAGCAUGGACACCUCCGAGACCAGUCCCACUUUCGACCCCGAUUCCUUCCUCAACAGCCCCAAGCAAGGUCAGACAUACGGGGGUGGAGGGAGUGCCAGGGAGGGGGGCAACAUUGCCCCAGCCUACCCUGCGCUGGGCCUGGGAGACUCCCUAGAGAGGGAGGCAAGCCUGGAGAGUGCAGGACCAGGGAGAGAGUCCCGACUCCCUGACUGUGGGAUGCCUCCCGUCUCCUCCACUUCUGUCUUCCCACAGACUCCAGGCCUGAUGACAGUGAGACGGGAUCCAGCUGCAGCCACAGUGUGCGUGGAGUCGCCUGCCCUAGACCUGGCCACUGUGCUGGAUUACAACGACACGGGCUCCCCCAAACCCUAUACCGGCACUUUCCCCCAGCCCUCCCCCAUGGGAGCCCCUCUCCCUUCACCAUGCAGAUCGUUCUUCCACGGAGACGCAGGGGGCCACAGCAGUGGGUCUGAUCCCUCGGCCCCGGCGAUCCUGGGGACUGAGCCCCUCUGCCAGUUUCCACAGGAGGCCACUGACAACAGAGGGGAGAGGGACAAGCUGGGGGUUGGGGGUCUGCGGACGGUGGUUCCCGAGGCUGAGACCCCGAUGGACACCUCCCAGGGGACAGGUCUGCAGAAAGGGGCAGGGAAGGUGGAGCCGGGUUAUGGGGCGCUGCCCUGUGGGAAUAGCAGCGACUUGUACUCCAUUAUACAGAGUGAGAUGCCCCCCACCCAGCAUCCCCCUGCCAGCCUCGAGCUGGACAUCGACCACUUUGACAUCUCGUUUGACAGCCAAUUCCCGGACCUGAUCCCGGACUUCAUGGCAGAGGGUGGAGGUGAGGGAGGAAGGGCAUACCCCUCAGCUGAAUCAUCGGACCACACUAUCUCUCCAACCUUCCCCGAGACAUCAGCCUCACGAUCACCCCAGCAGCCCGUGGGAACAGACAGAGCUGCAGUCUUCCCCGAGGUUCCUGCAGCUCCAGCAGACCUGCCCAGCCUCUCCCCCAGUACCGCCCUGGAGGGACCCUCUGUCAGCAUCACGGACUUCUCCCCGGAGUGGUCCUAUCCUGAGGGCGGAGUGAAGGUGUUGAUCACGGGGCAGUGGGGAGACGGCGCUGAUGGAUAUUCCUGUGUUUUCGAUCACAUCACCGUGUCAGCUGCGCUCAUCCAGUCCGGAGUCCUUCGCUGCUACUGCCCAGCCCAUGAGGCUGGUGUGGUAAGGCUGCACGUGACACGGGAGAAGCCCCCCCUCGUCUCCAACACGGUGAUGUUUGAAUACAGAGCACGCAACAGCUUGGCCCUGCCCAGCUCCCAGCUGGACUGGUUGUCUCUGGACGAUAACCAGUUCCGCAUGUCGAUCCUCGAGCGUCUGGAGCAGAUGGAGAAGCGAAUGGCUGAGAUGGCCGCUUCGGGUCACUGUCAGAGUAUGUGCGCAGGAGGCAGGAUGCAGAUUCAGGCCUCAUCAGACUCCUUCGAGGAGCGGAUCAUCGCUUUGUGCCUCACCAUGAUGUCCCAGUCGUGCUGGCUGCCUUCCGAACGCCUGGUUCACAGUGUCAGUUUCCGGGGGAUGACACUGCUGCACCUCGCAGCUGCUCAGGGCUACUCCCGACUCAUAGAGACCCUCAUCAAAUGGAGGUCACUGAGUGCUGACAGUUUGGACCUGGAGCAGGAGGUUGAUCCCCUCAACGUUGAUCAUUUCUCCUGCACUCCUCUGAUGUGGGCCUGUGCCCUGGGACAUACUGAUGCAGCUGUCACUCUAUAUGGUUGGAAUCGGCAAGCUCUCCUCAUACCCGACUCCCUGGGGCGGCUGCCCUUGCACGUGGCUCGGGCCCGCGGCCACGUCCAGCUUGCCACUCGCCUGGAGGAGCUGCAGGGUCAGGCUGAGAGCAGCUCAUUGACAGCACGCAUGCCCAAGGGGGAUACAACUGACGGGCAGUGGCCGUUGUCUGCUAGUAACACUCCGGACACACCCAGGGGUCCUCUGUCCUCAUUGGCCAGCCCAGACACAGGUCUGAGCGCGGCCACCAGCCCCUCCUCUCCCUCCUCGCUGCCUGAGGGCUUGGGAGCCAACUCCGUGAGCUCAGCAUACUCCAGCGCAUCGGUGAGUGGGGAGAGCGCUACCUACAGCCCUGAGCUUGGUGCCCAUGGGGACCCGGACAUUGCCAUGGAGGUCUGCGAGUCUCAGCAGAUGGUGGGGCCAGCCAGCCCUGGGGGGAAGGGGAACUUACUGUGGCCCCUCCCCUCACAGCAGGAGUCUCGGCAACGAGGGACCCCCAGCCCCACUCCCCAGUCCCGCUACUUCAUUGACUACGGGCCGACGCAUGGCAACAGGCAGUUCUCCGUGAUGAUCGGUCGGGAUUCCAUUGAGACCGACCUCCUGCGGUUUAACGAGAAUGCGGAAAAUGAGGAGUUCCCGCCGCCUGUCGACAUGUUACAGGUGGACAUGAUGGCCCUGGCUGAGCAGAUCAUCGAGGCCACUCCAGAACGAAUUAAACAGGAAGACUUUAACUCAGUCGAAGCUCCUCUCAAAGAACGCCAGGACAGCUCGAGUAUCAGCAACACCAUGACAUGGCUUGCCACCUACCUGGAGAACGUGGACCAGCUGCCCAACUUCUCCCAGCACAGAUCCGCCUGUAACCAACCGCUGACACCACCAUCUCAUGCCUGCCUCAGUCCUGUGAACUCACCACUCAGUGACAUCACCUUCGAGAGAGUGGAUGUGGCAGCCAACACUGGCUGGUCAGAUUUCCUCAAUGCCUCCACCAAUGGCAAGAUGGAGAGUGAAUUCGCUCUGCUGACGUUGUCUGAUCACGAACAGCGGGAGCUGUAUGAAGCCGCUCGCAUCAUCCAGACUGCCUUCCGCAAGUACAAGGGGCGCCGCCUGAAGGAACAACAGGAGGUAGCGGCUGCAGUCAUUCAGCGAUGCUACAGGAAGUACAAGCAGUAUGCGCUCUACAAAAAGAUGACGCAGGCAGCCAUCCUGAUCCAGAGCAAGUUCCGCAGCUACUAUGAGCAGAAGCGCUUUCAGCAGAGCCGACGGGCAGCCGUGCUCAUCCAGCAGUCGUACCGCAGCUACAAGGAGUAUGAGCGACUGAAACAGGCGCACCGCGGUGCCGGACCCCUGCAACAGAAGAUGAAGGCUUCCUUCCUCACCAAGAAGCAGGACCAGGCUGCCCGCAAAAUCAUGAGGUUCCUGAGACGAUGCCGACACAGGAUGAGGGAGCUGAGGCAGUCGCAGGAGCUCGAAGCUGUGCCCAUCCCUGGUUUGACGUCGUAACUGGUGCGGUGAUGCUCAGACCAAGAGAGCUGCUCUGUGUGUCUGAGGAAACGGUCACCGCGCUAUCACUGCCUUUUAUCAGUACAGCCCCCCCCCCCCCGGGUUCUCCCCUUCACAUUGUCAAUCACCUUUCUCUAGAGUCUGCAGCACUGCUGCAGAUGGGAAGCUCCCUCAUGGCAGUCUGGGGAGGGGUUUCCUUACCGCAGCUCAGGAGGAGCUCCCUCACGGUGGCCCAUGGGGAAACACUCACGACAGUCUGUGGAAGGUUCCCUUGUGGCAGCACAACGGGAGCUCCCUUGCACUGCCGAUCCUGUGGAAUUUGUCCAUGUUCUGUGCUUGGAUAAGGUCGGAGGCGGUGAGCUGGUCCCAGGGUGGAGGAUGAGGGAGGUGAGUUGAGGUUCAUCCAGACUGGACCCUAGUGCCUGAAGCCCUAAAUCCCAAACCCCAGGAUGUGAUCGGGAUUUGGGUAUCUCGCUCGGCUGGAGGGUGGGGAGUUCACCUCUCCCCAACUAAUGACGGCUAUCAGACUGACUCCACUCCUGCCUGGAUUGGUUUGUGGAUGGGGUGGUGGGGUGUCUCUCCCUACCCCCACCCCAUUCACACAUAUUCUGAUCCCCAGUGGGUGACGGUUGUAUUUAUCGAUUUAUUUAUUUAUUUAUUGGGUUGUAGUGCCAGAAUUGGCCCUUUUAGCCAUUCCGCCCAGCAGCCCCCGCCCCUUGAUUUAACCCUUUCACAGUCAUGGGCUGGGAGAGAGAGGGGGGAAUUGGAGAGAAAGAGGCAGGAAUGAGUGAGAGGGAGUGGUCUGCGAGAAAGAGAUGGGGAUGCAGGCAGGAGAGAAAGAGAAAGAGAGCAGGAGCAGAGAGAGAGGGGGAGAGAGUGAAUGUGGAUCUGGGGAAAGAGACUGGGAUUUUGGAAUGGAGACCGGGGACCCUGUGCAGGAGCUCUGCCCAGGGACUGGGGGCUGGUAUGAUCCCAUCUUGGAACUGGAGGGAUUCUGAGGACAGGAGUGGGGAAAUGCUGCUCUUUUCCAGGAUAUGUGGUAAAGCCUGCAGAUGUAAAUAUUGUUUGAUUGCACUGACAUGUAAUGGUGAGUCACCCUGCACUCUCCGGCCUUGGGUGCUAGGCUGAGUGGGGUGACUCAUGUCAUGAUUGAAGCACGGACAUGUGGGAUGGUGGGAUCGGGAGCUGUGGCCGGUUCCUCCUGCAGACCCAGCAUUUGGGAUCCCCUUCUGCCGAUGUUGGGUGCACGCUUGCUGUGGGCAGUUCCCCGUCCCGUCUGUAACUGGUCAUGAGCUUUCGGAUUGUUCAUGUACAGGACCACAACUGGGUGCAUCACUGAUUCUGCCCGUGACGGUACGGAUGUAAUCGUUGAAAUAUUUCCUAAAUUAAACUUCAUUGGAGAACUUG
Molecule: messenger RNA, 6032 nt
Organism: Hypanus sabinus (Atlantic stingray)
Lineage: Eukaryota; Metazoa; Chordata; Chondrichthyes; Myliobatiformes; Dasyatidae
Product: calmodulin-binding transcription activator 2-like
Exons: 20
Coding region: 162-4625 (1487 amino acids)
Biological process (GO): regulation of transcription by RNA polymerase II
Cellular component (GO): nucleus
Molecular function (GO): transcription coregulator activity; protein binding; double-stranded DNA binding
Source: RefSeq, a predicted model, not a curated record